Molecule: messenger RNA, 1065 nt
Organism: Saccharomyces cerevisiae S288C
Lineage: Eukaryota; Fungi; Ascomycota; Saccharomycetes; Saccharomycetales; Saccharomycetaceae
Gene: URE2
Product: glutathione peroxidase
Exons: 1
Coding region: 1-1065 (354 amino acids)
Biological process (GO): negative regulation of DNA-templated transcription; cellular oxidant detoxification; regulation of nitrogen utilization
Cellular component (GO): cytoplasm
Molecular function (GO): glutathione peroxidase activity; transcription corepressor activity
Source: RefSeq, marked reviewed
AUGAUGAAUAACAACGGCAACCAAGUGUCGAAUCUCUCCAAUGCGCUCCGUCAAGUAAACAUAGGAAACAGGAACAGUAAUACAACCACCGAUCAAAGUAAUAUAAAUUUUGAAUUUUCAACAGGUGUAAAUAAUAAUAAUAAUAACAAUAGCAGUAGUAAUAACAAUAAUGUUCAAAACAAUAACAGCGGCCGCAAUGGUAGCCAAAAUAAUGAUAACGAGAAUAAUAUCAAGAAUACCUUAGAACAACAUCGACAACAACAACAGGCAUUUUCGGAUAUGAGUCACGUGGAGUAUUCCAGAAUUACAAAAUUUUUUCAAGAACAACCACUGGAGGGAUAUACCCUUUUCUCUCACAGGUCUGCGCCUAAUGGAUUCAAAGUUGCUAUAGUACUAAGUGAACUUGGAUUUCAUUAUAACACAAUCUUCCUAGAUUUCAAUCUUGGCGAACAUAGGGCCCCCGAAUUUGUGUCUGUGAACCCUAAUGCAAGAGUUCCAGCUUUAAUCGAUCAUGGUAUGGACAACUUGUCUAUUUGGGAAUCAGGGGCGAUUUUAUUACAUUUGGUAAAUAAAUAUUACAAAGAGACUGGUAAUCCAUUACUCUGGUCCGAUGAUUUAGCUGACCAAUCACAAAUCAACGCAUGGUUGUUCUUCCAAACGUCAGGGCAUGCGCCAAUGAUUGGACAAGCUUUACAUUUCAGAUACUUCCAUUCACAAAAGAUAGCAAGUGCUGUAGAAAGAUAUACGGAUGAGGUUAGAAGAGUUUACGGUGUAGUGGAGAUGGCCUUGGCUGAACGUAGAGAAGCGCUGGUGAUGGAAUUAGACACGGAAAAUGCGGCUGCAUACUCAGCUGGUACAACACCAAUGUCACAAAGUCGUUUCUUUGAUUAUCCCGUAUGGCUUGUAGGAGAUAAAUUAACUAUAGCAGAUUUGGCCUUUGUCCCAUGGAAUAAUGUCGUGGAUAGAAUUGGCAUUAAUAUCAAAAUUGAAUUUCCAGAAGUUUACAAAUGGACGAAGCAUAUGAUGAGAAGACCCGCGGUCAUCAAGGCAUUGCGUGGUGAAUGA